Messenger RNA from Cladophialophora bantiana CBS 173.52, 426 nucleotides. RefSeq lists its product as uncharacterized. The record is from RefSeq and is a predicted model, not a curated record. NCBI's taxonomy places the organism in Eukaryota, Fungi, Ascomycota, Eurotiomycetes, Chaetothyriales, Herpotrichiellaceae. Bases 1 to 426 code for a protein of 141 amino acids. The transcript has a single exon.
AUGCUGCACUCAGAGACGAGCCCUUUCCCCUCAGCCCUCGUUCUCGGUCUCUACGUCCUCGGCAUGAAGGCUGACGCGGAUGCUCCCACACGAGAAAAUAGCUACGAGCCCCUGGCUGACCUGGAUUGGUGGGAUCUGGGUGAUGUGGCCGUGGAAGGUAGUCCAUAUCAUGGCAUGGGAAUUGACCUGUUGCCAGAGGCGGACGUCAUUGCGCAUAAGGGAGAUCUAACUUUCGACGGCAUCCCUCUCACCGGAGGGUAUGCUUCGGCAAGGCAAAUUCUUGCUCACUUUGCCAACCUCUUGGAUGAUGUGGGUAUGUGGUGUAGCUCGGAUGUCUGUGGAGUUCUCUAUAUCAUUGCAGACGCCCUCACGGAAGAUGGAGUUGACGAUAGGACCAACGACCCCGUGGUCUUUCAAAACUACUAA